Linum trigynum is the source of this 1386-nucleotide messenger RNA. The record is from the annotation of a GenBank genome assembly. NCBI's taxonomy places the organism in Eukaryota, Viridiplantae, Streptophyta, Magnoliopsida, Malpighiales, Linaceae.
AGACAAUAAUAUUGUUUCUUUGAACCCUUACGGCUCUCCAUUUUAAGUAAUGUUCUUCCUUCCGUCAGCUCCAGGUUCGAGUCACUUUCAAUCUCUCUGUCAUGUACAGCACUUCUCCUUUAUACCCGUGCAUAAAUUUACCUUUAUAAUAAUAAAAGGACGGAAUGCUAGGCAAUCAAAAAGAGCCCAAACAAGGCAUUCCUCUCCCAGAUGAUCUUUUCCUGUCAUUUUCCCCUGAUUUCCUAACUAACCCUCCAUCCUUCUUCAGGACAGCCAAUCUUGACCUGGAAACACCACAAACUCCUUCCCCUUCAAUAUGGGUUCUCCCCUAUAAGUGAUUUCUGGACAUUCCCCACGAUCAAUUUACAGAAGCAGCAGCAUAAGGAAGAGAGAUAGAAAAACCUUGCCCCCCCAAAAAAAUGGCAGCUGCUGGUUAUCAUGUGAGAUCAACCAGUUUACCUGCAAAGCCUCACCCUUUAUCAGCAGCUCUUCAGGACCAGCUCAACUUCCUGAAGGCGUCAGAAUCAUCUCCUUUAGCCACCAGACUGGGAAGCCUGAAGACGAUCUACGAGCUUCUCGACGACCUACUCCGAUCCCAAUCGACUCGACAGGCUCUCUUCUCCGAAAGGCAGAGCCAGGCAGUGGAACAAGCCCUGAAUGGAUCGCUCAGAAUGCUGGAACUAUGCAGCAACGUCAGAGACUUCCUGUCAAAGAUGAAGGAGAUCGUCCAGGAGCUCGCGUCUGCUCUCCGAAGGAGAAGGAAGCGCUGCUCCACGGUGGUUCUCCCCGCGGGAGAAUCAGCUGUUCGAGAUGCAGCGGAGGCUUAUCUGACUUCCAGAAAGAGGCUCACAAAACUCGUCAGGAAGUUCAUCAGGUUCAGUUUCCAGGAAAAGAAUGGAGGAAUUGCUCCUGAUGCUGCAGGAUCUGAUUCGUCGUCUGUUGUUACUAUGCUGAGAGGCGUCGAGGAGAUUAAUCUUGAAGUUUUUCAGGCCAUCCUAUGUUACAUAUCUCAGCAGGGGCGGUUGCAGCCGGUGUCAGGAUGGUCUAUGUGGAUAGUUGUACUGUUGCAGUCCAAACCUUGUGGUCACUCUGAGUGUCAGGAUGAUGGCAAUGAGAUGAAGAAGGUUGAUUCUGAGGUGCUGGCUUUCAGGAGUAGCAAAGAUUUGAGCUUUUCGCAAGCUCAGGUGGUUUUGAAAGGGUUGGAGAGAGUGGAAUCCAGUAUGAAGGAGAUUGAGGAAGAAAUGGAAUGCAUUUACAGGCGGCAGGUGAAAGCCAGAGUUUCCCUUCUCAAUUGCCUGUCUCGUUGCUGAUGGGUUAUUCUUCAGGUUGAUAAUUAAUUAUGAGUUUUUGGAAAGAUGCAAUGCUAAAUGAAAUCAAAAUAUUGAA